Molecule: messenger RNA, 324 nt
Organism: Tinamus guttatus (white-throated tinamou)
Lineage: Eukaryota; Metazoa; Chordata; Aves; Tinamiformes; Tinamidae
Source: RefSeq, a predicted model, not a curated record
AUGCAGCGGGUUUCCAAAUCCAGGAGGAAGCCGGGAGCUGCUGGACCACGAGGUGCUCCCGCCUCGGGGCUGGCCAACCGCGGUGCUACCGAAAAUAAUUCCUUGCCGGGAAAGCGAGGGAAGAAACGGAGGGAAAAAGAGGGGGAAAAGGGAAAGAAAGUCCUAGGGGAGGUCGGGAAGGGAAAUAAUCCUAAAAAACACCGGGACCCCCUGAGAGACACCGGGACCCUCCUGGGACACCGGGAUCCCCCUGCGGGACUCGGGGACCUUCCCGGGACGCCGGGACCCUCCCGGGACAUCGGGACCCCCCCGGGACUCCUAUGA